AUGUUUCGCCAUCUUCUCUUUAUUUCCCUGGCAGCUGCCACAAACCUCUACGCUACACACUACGACGGCAAUAUCUACUCUCUUUCUCUCAAUGGAAGCUCGCUAUCAAUCACUUCAUCGUUGAAGUCAUGCGGCGAUCCUAGCUGGCUGACAUUCGUUUCGCCAACGCGCACGCUCUACUGCUCCGACCACGCAGGCGACGAUAUUGUCAACGGCUCAUUGAGCUCAUACGCAGUCGACAGCAAUGGCAGACUGACGGAGCUUGCCAAAGUGGCCGACGUAGGGGCCGCCGUGCACAGCACCGUUUAUACCGGCGAGGGAGAUACGUACCUGGCUGUUGCCCAUUACGGCGGCUCUGCCCUGUCCACAUUCAGACUCCCUAUACGGCCGGAUGACGAGGCCUUGCAGGUCUUCCGCUAUACACUGUCCGAACCGGGUCCCGAUUCUAGACAGGACGCACCGCACCCACACCAGGUGAUCCUCGAUCCAACGGGCACAUUUCUUCUCGUUCCCGAUUUAGGAGCCGACCAGGUCCGGGUGUAUGCCAUUGACAAGGCCUCGGGGCAUCUGAAUGCGUGUCCAUCUGUCAACUACACUGCAGGCAGCGGCCCACGACACGGGCUGUUCUGGAGAUCAGAACCACACUCCAAGUCUCCAGUAACCAUGCUAUAUACCGUCAGCGAACUAGGCGGACAUUUCAAUGCAUUCGCCGUCUCCUACCCACCUGGCUGUCCCGUAUUCAAAGAAACCCAGUCCUUCAUUCCAUACCCAGGCGGACAGUUAACAGGAAACUCCACGCUAUCCGAACUCCGCAUGCAUGGGAAUUCCCUCUACGCUUCAGUCCGGUAUGACCAGGGCUUUGCUCCAAACGACUCCCUCGCGACGCUGGUACAGUCACCCAACGGGACAGUGCGAUUCGGCGAGAUUACCUCGUCAUAUGGCAGUGUCCCGCGCACGUUCGCGAUUAACAAGAAUGGGACUCUGCUGGCGGUUGGGAACCAGGCUUCGUCGAAUGUAGCCGUUAUCAUGAGGGAUCCGUCGAGUGGGAGGCUUGGUAGAUUGCUUGCGAGCUUGCAGGUUGGAGAGCCGGGGGAGGCGAGUAAUUCGUCGUCGGGGCUGAGUAGUAUUAUCUGGGAGUAGCUGCUUUUAUCUGAUGGAGGGAUAGCAUACGUGCAAUGAUUAUGUAUCUAGAAGAUAGCGUAAGAAAGGUAUAGGUACAACUAGGUUCACCACCCGGCUCCAUAUGAUCACCGGGUGGAGAAUUCAAGAUCGAGUUAAGGUUACAGUCUGUUUGCAUCAGAGCUGUCCAACACUCGUUUGCAUCUGCAGUGGGCUGUCGCAGCCCGAGUUACACAGCCGGACUCGAGAGCCGACAGUUGCACGUUUCUCAAUGUAUGGAUGG
This is a messenger RNA of Aspergillus versicolor CBS 583.65, 1402 nucleotides long. RefSeq names its product lactonase family protein. The coding region runs from base 1 to 1140 and encodes 379 amino acids. Gene Ontology annotation, molecular function: protein binding; 6-phosphogluconolactonase activity. The record is from RefSeq and is a predicted model, not a curated record. NCBI's taxonomy places the organism in Eukaryota, Fungi, Ascomycota, Eurotiomycetes, Eurotiales, Aspergillaceae. The transcript has 2 exons.